AUGAUUCAGCUGAUUCAUAUGAUUCCAGAUCAAGGAGGAGGAAAAAGAGCUACCGUUCAAGUUCUAGGAGUAGAAGCAGGAAAUCAAUAUCAGUGCAAAUCCUAUGAGAAAGUCAGAAAGAAACUGAUGUUAUUGGAGGCUCCUAAUGUGCUUACUAUUUCAUUGAAGAGAUUUCAUUGUGUUAAAUUUGGGAAGCUGAACAAAUCGGUUGAGUUUCCAGAGAUUUUAGACAUGGCUCCAUAUGUUAGUGGGUCAAGUGAUAAGUCGCCAGUUUAUAGGCUUUAUGGGGUGGUGGUUCAUGUAGAUACAAUGAAUGAUGCCUUUUCUGGUCAUUAUGUUUGCUAUGUUAAGAAUCAUCACAAUCAAUGGUUCAAAUUUAACGACACCAUGGUGAACGAGGUGGAUCUUCAACAUGUAUUAACAAAAGGCGCAUACAUGCUCUUUUGUGCAAGAUGCUCCCCACGGACCCCACGAUCAAUACGCAGCUCAAUAAUCCAGCAUCAAGAUGCACGAAAACACAAAACAUUCGUUCACUCCACUGAACCUUGGAAUCUUCCUCCUCCAGUGACAACUCGGGGUUCUUCUCAGACUCAUGUUCUUGCAGCACAGAUAACAGCACCCAAAAGGACUCCAGUGAUCACAUUCCGGGGGCCAGCGAGGGUAAGAUUAUGUCCUGAUGGAGAAUCUGCAUAA
Messenger RNA from Lactuca saligna, 693 nucleotides. NCBI's taxonomy places the organism in Eukaryota, Viridiplantae, Streptophyta, Magnoliopsida, Asterales, Asteraceae. The record is from the annotation of a GenBank genome assembly.